Molecule: messenger RNA, 3074 nt
Organism: Aedes albopictus (Asian tiger mosquito)
Lineage: Eukaryota; Metazoa; Arthropoda; Insecta; Diptera; Culicidae
Exons: 2
Coding region: 454-2970 (838 amino acids)
Source: RefSeq, a predicted model, not a curated record
UUUGACGAGACGAAAAUAAUUGAACGAAUCGCCGACCAGGAGAGCAGAGUAGUCGCGGAGACAUUCCACAUCAAGCUGGCAGGGGAAGCCAAUACAGUGAACCUCCAGCGUGAGUGUGGAUUGUUCAACACGAACUACAAUGCGUUAGUGUUUAAGCUGCGACAAGUGACGAACAACGAUAGACGACGAAGAGGAAACGAGAGAGGACGCGCACCACAACCGCAAAGUACCCUACUAGACAGUGGUACGUGAUCUCCCAGCUGGAUAGGAGGUAGCAUCAGCUGCGGCGAUCAAAUUGCGUCUGAAGAUGGCCGAAAUGUGAUUAGGCCGAAACGUCACGCAAAAAACAAGUUUGUUUUAUUCGUUCACCGAGAAAUAUCAACAAUAAAGAGAUAUACUCGUUAACGGUGAUUAAACCCAUCAAGUAAAGUCGUUUUGAUCAAGGAAGGGAAAAUGGGUGCUGUACAAGCAAUUCGGAAUAAAUAUGGCCCUAACGGUGAAUUGCUGCUGAGGAGGUUCCAAAGAACGGCAACGAACCUGGCCAAGGACAACAACAGGAUGAAAUUCCUACUCAACUGUAGACGGUGUAAAGUGAUCCCGAAGUGCCUCAACUACAAAAUCCACAUCCAGCUCGGUAGCGGCCGGUCCAGGGAGGAAUUGGAUAAACUGAUGUUCAAACAGAAGAUCCGAAUCCUCAGUGUCAUGGUUGCCGAUGUGAAAAGAUCAAUCGCGGAGUUGCAGAAGAACAAAGCGCACCUCUUCGGAAAGAUCGAAACAGCGUUCGAGAGGGAAGAUGUAGUUGCAGUGAAGAAAAUGGUGGAGAAGAAGAGCCGUUCCGUACACGAAGAGUCGAAAAGGAGAGGAGAGAGAAAGAUAGAGAGGAUGAAAAAUCAGCGGAUAGCCGAAAUGAACAUCGAAGAAGAAUGGGUUGAAAACACGACCGACACCCGAAUCCCGGACUUCUUACAACGAACCCUUUCGCUGGGUCCGAAUUUCAACGUACAGAAUAAGAGAAAAAUGCCGUAUGUUGAAAUAGUAGCCGGUAUUGAAAAGGGGAUUCGAUUCAAGGAGAAUGCUGACGAGAUUCGCGGGGAGGUUGCGUCGGCAAUCACGAAUCAUAUCAACUAUGUCCGACAACCCAGACACGGGAAGUUGGAGUGGAUUGAGAAGGAUAUAGCAGCAAGCAGGCGUUUCUUGGAGGAAAACCCGAACCUGCUCAUAACAAAAGCAGAUAAGGGCAACAAGACCGUCAUAAUUGAAGCAGAAGAAUAUCACGCUAAAAUGAUGGAACUGCUCAACGAUGAAGACACAUACCGGAAACUACGAGCUGAUCCUUCCAAUAGGAUUAUGAGGAAGAUAAAUGCGACGGUUGACGGAUGGUUGGAUCAGAAAUGCAUAGAGAAGAGCGAACACCGGAAAAUGAAAAUUUCGAGCUGUGACCCUCCCAGAAUCUAUGGCCUUCCGAAGUUGCACAAGGAGGGCAGACCGUUGAGGCCAGUAGUUUCGACGAUCGGAUCCGCCACCUACCAGAUGGCCCAAUAUCUGGCAGGAGUCCUGGAAAAUGUUGUUGGAAAAACAGAACACCACGUAAAAAACAGUUUUGAGUUUGCACAACAGAUAACAGGAAUGCAGAUCCCCGAGGAGCACAUGCUGUUUUCAUUGGAUGUGAAAUCGCUGUAUACCAAUGUCCCGGUGCAGUACGCGAUGGAGUGUAUCGAGGCAAGGUGGAGCGAGGUAGCAAGGUAUACGAAGAUUGACAAGCGAAGUUUCUUGGAUGCAACAAGAUUAGUCUUAGACUCUACGUUUUUCAACUAUCGAGGAGUUACCUACACACAAACCUUCGGAGUACCGAUGGGAUCACCGCUGUCUCCGGUUAUAGCGAACAUCGUUAUGGAGCGUUUGGAACAGGAGAGCAUACAGCGGGUGAGUGCAGAACAACUCGAUAUGGUGAUAUACAGGCGAUAUGUGGAUGACUGUUUUUGCGUUGCACGGAGGGAACACGUUGAUCGAAUCUUGGAGAUUUUCAAUGACUUCCAUGAUAGGCUGCAGUUCACUGUGGAGAAAGAGGAACAAGAGCAAAUCAAGUUUCUAGAUAUCAUGGUAACGAGAAAAGAAGGAAUCCUUGAGAAAACGUGGCUACCAAAACAGACGAAGGGACGGUAUCUGGAUUUCAUUUCGGAAAGUCCGUACUCCCACAAACGCAACACUGCGAUUGCCCUAGUGGAUAGGGCUAUCAAGUUGACUGAUGCACAGCACCGCCCUUCGGCCAUCAGUACGGUGAAGGAAAUGUUGAAGUGUAACAAUUACCCUAACUGGUUCAUUCAGAAUGUCUUGAAACAGAGGGUACACAAGCACUACAACGAACUGCAGAACGACAAGGAGGUGGACGAAACGAAGUACAUUCCCACGCCAUAUGUCCCAUGCCUGAGUGAAAAGUUGCAAAAAAUCCUCAAGGAACAGGGCAUAACAUUGGCGGUGAAAGCAAAAUCGAAAUUGAAAAAUGAGAUUUUCGCUAAACUCAAGGACCCGAUCCCACCAGGACAACAUAAAAAUGUGGUGUAUUCGGUACCUUGUGGAACAGGGGAUGGAAAGGUGUACAUCGGACAGACGGGGAGAAAACUGGACACGCGGAUCAACGAGCACAAAAAUGACGUAAAACGGAAAGACAACAGGACUGGAUUAACGCACCACACGCUAUGUGACGGCCAUGUGUUUAAUUUUGACGAGACGAAAAUAAUUGAACGAAUCGCCGACCAGGAGAGCAGAGUAGUCGCGGAGACAUUCCACAUCAAGCUGGCAGGGGAAGCCAAUACAGUGAACCUCCAGCGUGAGUGUGGAUUGUUCAACACGAACUACAAUGCGUUAGUGUUUAAGCUGCGACAAGUGACGAACAACGAUAGACGACGAAGAGGAAACGAGAGAGGACGCGCACCACAACCGCAAAGUACCCUACUAGACAGUGGUACGUGAUCUCCCAGCUGGAUAGGAGGUAGCAUCAGCUGCGGCGAUCAAAUUGUGAGUUGUGGGGGGAAAAAAAAUGUUAAAUGAAAAAUUGUGUUAUGUUAAUGUUUUAA